AUGGACGCCGGCGAGUGCUCCACCUCCACCAAACCCCCGCAGCCCUCGGCCGCCUCCACCCCGCCGUCCCCCUCCGUGUGGGCCAGGCUAGUGCCCGCCGAUUCCGCAUGCCCGGUGGUGGAGGUGGCCGAGGACGACUCCGUGGUCUGCUCCCUCGUCGCGCCGGCCUGCGGCGGCGGGGAGGGGGAGGAGGUCGCGUGGUGCGAGAUCAAGCGCAAUGCCGGGGACGCGUCGUCCGCCACGAUUCGGAACCUCAGCUCGGAUGCAAUUAUUGUUGAUGGAAUAAUUGUCAAACAAGAAUGUGUAGGCAUCAAACCAGGCAGUGAGAUUGUCUCUGGACCCCAGAAAGAAGGGCAUUUAAUAUAUACCUUUGAAAUUACAGAGGAAGAGGAUCAUGAAAAAAAGAAUGUCAAGAUUGUUCUAGAUAUCGAGAAUGCAAAAUGCAGCAUAUGCCUGAAUUUGUGGCAUGAUGUUGUUACUGUUGCUCCAUGCCUGCACAACUUCUGCAAUGGAUGUUUCUCAGAGUGGUUAAGAAGGUCUUCAUCUAAUUCACGUGAUAAAAGCCAGAGCGCUGCAUGCCCACAAUGUAGGACAGCAGUUCAAUCAGUUGGAAGGAAUCACUUCCUGCAUAAUAUUGAAGAGGCUAUAUUGCAAUCUUUUUCCUCACUACAGAGGUCUGAUGAGGAGAUUGCAUUGUUAGAGUCGUAUGCUUCAGUUAAAUCGAAUAUUGUUUUGGGUAAACAGAAAAAUCAAUCAAGGAAACGACGUUUUUCACGUUCUACUAGUGAUGAGAUCAACAUUCCGGAUUUACCAUGUCCUCAGUGCCGUAAUGAAUUUGGUGGCUUUAGAUGCAGUCCAGGAGCUGUGCACUCGCAAUGCAAUGGAUGUGGAGGAAUGAUGCCAGCCAGAUCUAACAUAAGUAUACCACAAAAAUGCUUGGGGUGUGAUAAAGCGUUUUGUGGGGCUUAUUGGUGUUCACAAGGUGUGAAUUCAAGUCAUUGCAAUCUAAUCUGCAACCAGGAUACUUUCAAGAGCAUCUCUCAGCGACAUAUCUCUGCACUUCCUGACACAGUUCAUGGGGGCAAUCCAUAUGAAAAAGAUAUUACAGAAAGAUGCAUACAGCAAUCAGGCAAAACAUUACAAGCUGUAAUCUCAGAGUGGAUAUCAAAAUUUGACAACAUGGAAAUUGAUCGCUCAAGGUUGCAAUUGAAUAAUGUGAAUGCAAUUACUUCCAGGACAUAUAUUUGCAACCAUUGCUACAGCAAGUUCAUUGAUUUCCUGCUCUACUGGUUCCGCGCAUCAAUGCCCCGAAAUCUUCUUCCGCCUGACGCCGCCGACAGGGAGAGCUGCUGGUACGGUUUCAUGUGCCGCACCCAGCACCAUCGGCCUGACCACGCCAAGAAGCUCAACCACGUCUGUCGCCCGACGAGAGGCAACCCCUAG
This is a messenger RNA of Miscanthus lutarioriparius, 1443 nucleotides long. The record is from the annotation of a GenBank genome assembly. NCBI's taxonomy places the organism in Eukaryota, Viridiplantae, Streptophyta, Magnoliopsida, Poales, Poaceae.